Messenger RNA from Guillardia theta CCMP2712, 468 nucleotides. RefSeq lists its product as hypothetical. The transcript is spliced from 6 exons. NCBI's taxonomy places the organism in Eukaryota, Cryptophyceae, Pyrenomonadales, Geminigeraceae. Bases 1 to 468 code for a protein of 155 amino acids. The record is from RefSeq and is a predicted model, not a curated record.
AUGGCUGCCGGGGGCAAGGAGGCCACGCUCGUCGGGGUACCCAUGGAGUGCAUCAAGCACCGGGUUCAGCUCGGAGGGGGGGUGCUGCACACAGACAAGCGGAACGCCGUCUACAACGUGGUCCAGUGGACGACUUAUCCCAUUGCGCUGAAGCUUCUGAGUGGGGAGAGAAGAGAGCUGGGGUCGGUACCGCACUGGAACCAGAUGCAAGCAGGCUUCCUCGCUGGCAUCGCCACAGCCUUCGCCACUCAGCCAUUGGACACGAUCAACACGCGCUUGCAGACGCAGAACCUCAAGAUGGCCAGCGCUCAGUACGCCGGUAUCAGGAAUUGUGCUAUGACCAUCAUCCGAGAGGAGGGCGUCUCGGCGUUAUAUCGGGGGGUCGUCCCUCGAGCGAUGAACUUUGGGAUCGGAGCCGCCUGCUUCUUCUUCAUGUUUGAGAAGAUCAAUAAAGCUCUAGCUUCUUGA